This is a messenger RNA of Desarmillaria tabescens, 994 nucleotides long. Its product is annotated as tetrapyrrole methylase. Gene Ontology annotation, biological process: protein histidyl modification to diphthamide. The transcript is spliced from 5 exons. The record is from RefSeq and is a predicted model, not a curated record. Gene Ontology annotation, molecular function: diphthine synthase activity. The coding region runs from base 77 to 955 and encodes 292 amino acids. Lineage: Eukaryota; Fungi; Basidiomycota; Agaricomycetes; Agaricales; Physalacriaceae.
UUAGUAGUAGCUUAGGCUUUCUUAGCGUCACGGAGAUUGCCGAAACUAAUUCUCGCUUUCCUUUCCUUCUACCACCAUGUUCUACAUUAUCGGUCUUGGGCUCUGCGAUGAAAAAGAUGUCACCGUUCGCGGACUCGAGGCCAUCAAGGGUUCUUCACGCGUAUAUUUGGAAGCAUAUACUAGUAUCUUGAUGGUUCAAAAAGAGAAACUGGAAGCAUUCUACAAAAAACCACUGAUUCUCGCCGACCGGGACAUGGUGGAAACGGAGAGCGACGAAAUACUGGCAAAUGCAGACAGGGAGGAUGUAUCCUUGUUGGUUGUUGGAGAUCCAUUUGGGGCAACGACACAUACCGACAUCAUCCUUCGCGCUCGUGCCCUGGGUAUCCCUACUCGCGUCAUCCACAAUGCAUCGAUAAUGAACGCAGUCGGCGCCUGUGGUCUCCAACUCUACAACUUUGGACAGACAGUUUCCUUAGUCUUCUUCACAGAGACAUGGAAACCCGACAGCUUUUACGAUAGGAUCAAGGAGAACGCGGAUCUCGGUCUGCACACGCUCGUGUUGCUGGAUAUAAAGGUCAAAGAGCAAAGUGAAGAGAAUUUGGCACGUGGUCGGAAGAUCUAUGAACCACCUCGAUACAUGUCAAUACGACAGGCUGUCUCUCAACUCAUAGAGAUAGAGUCUCUAAGGCAGACCGGGACGCUAUCUCCUGAUACAACUCUUGCAGUCGCGCUUUCUCGUGUUGGCGGUGGAAGCGACAAUCAGAGGAUCGUCGCUGGUACCCUGACCGAGCUCGUGAACCAUCCAGAAGAUGCUUUCGGAGACCCUCUGCAUAGUCUUGUCAUCGUCGGCAAACGACUUCACCACCUUGAGGUCGAAUAUGCUCAAGACUUCGCCGUUGAUGUCGAGAGAUGGAGGAAUUCCGCCAAGAAAGUCUACGGAUGCGCAUUGGAUUAGUUUUAGCGGAGCCAGGAGUCACGAUGCCUCGUUGUGUAC